AGGGCAACUCCUGGCCUGGGGGCGUUAAAUUAGAGAUAGGGUUGUGCUGUUCGGUGGGCGAGCGCUGGCACUGGUUACCGAAGCCGGGGACUGAUAAGGACAGCCGAGCGUUGCGGACUGCCAAGGGCUGUCGAAGCGCCUAGACUUGCCAAGGGCUGCCGGGGACAGCUAAGCGUUGCCAAGGGCCGCCAAGCGCUGCCAAGGUGCCGAGCGUUGCAUAGGACUGGCAAGAACUGCCGAGCGGCGCCGAGCGUUGCCGAAGACCGACAAGCCAGCGGAUUGCCGCCGCCGAGGGGCUGACUAGGAGAGACGGUAGCCCGGCCGCGCCAUGGGUCCCGUGGUGGAGCGGCCGGCCGAGCCAGGCACGAGCAGCCCCGAGGAGCUGGAGCUACUGAAGCGCCGCGCGGCCGAGCGCAUUGACGAGGCAGCCGAGCGCCUGGGCGCGCUGAGCCGCGCUAUCUGGAGCGCGCCCGAGCUGGCCUACGGAGAGCACCGCGCGCACGGCGAGCUCACGCGCUUCUUCGAGCGCGAGCCGCCUGCCGCCUCCUGGGCGGUGCAGCCGCACUUCGGGCUCCCCACCGCCUUCCGUGCCGAGUGGGCGCCGCCGGAGGCCGCGGCCGAGCCCCGCGCGCUGCAGCUGGCCUUCCUGUGCGAGUACGACGCGCUGCCAGCCCUGGGCCACGCCUGCGGCCACAACCUCAUCGCCGAGGUCGGGGCGGCUGCGGCGCUCGGCCUGCGGGCUGCGUUGGAGAGCGUCGCGGCGCCGCCGCCGGUCAAGGUAAUUGUCCUGGGAACCCCUGCAGAAGAAGAUGGCGGUGGCAAAAUUGAUCUAAUUGAAGCAGGUGCUUUUGAAAACCUUGAUGUUGUUUUUAUGGCUCAUCCGUCUCAAGAGAAUGCUGCCUAUCUCCUGGAUGUGGCCGAGCACGAUGUGACUGUGAAAUACUACGGAAAAGCAUCUCACGCUGCUGCUUACCCUUGGGAGGGUGUGAACGCCUUGGACGCUGCAGUUCUUGCCUAUAACAACCUCUCUGCAUUAAGACAGCAGAUGAAACCAACCUGGAGAGUUCAUGGUAUAAUAAAAAAUGGUGGCAUAAAGCCCAAUAUCAUCCCCUCGUACUCUGAAUUAGUCUAUUACUUCCGUGCACCCUCAAUGAGAGAGCUUCAAGUCCUGACCAAAAAGGCAGAAGAUUCCUUCAGGGCUGCGGCUUUGGCUACAGGCUGCACAGUGGAAAUUGAAAGUGAAGGUCACGAUUACUACAAUGUCAUUCCCAAUAAGACCCUGUGCAGUGCGUAUACGGAGAAUGGGAAGAAGCUGGGAAUAGAGUUCAUCUCAGAAGAUGCAGUGUUGAAUGCCCCUUCAGGCUCUACUGAUUUUGGAAAUGUCAGUUUUGUGGUUCCUGGGAUUCAUCCGUAUUUCUACAUUGGGACUGAUGCCUUGAAUCACACGGAGCAGUACACAGAAGCUGCAGGAUCACAAGCGGCUCAGUUGUACACGCUGCGUACAGCCAAGGCCCUGGCAAUGACUGCACUGGAUGUCAUCUUUAAGCCCGAGUUGCUGGAAGGAAUCAGAAAGGAGUUUAAAUGUAAACUUGAAGAAGAGCAGCUUUUAAAUACACCAGCAUAGAAGGAAAACCUAGGGACGGCUCAGGAAACGCUAAGUUCUUUGUUUUUUUUGUUUGUUUGUUUGUUUUUUAACUUUUAUUG
Mastomys coucha (southern multimammate mouse) is the source of this 1704-nucleotide messenger RNA. RefSeq names its product peptidase M20 domain containing 2 (gene Pm20d2). The transcript has 7 exons. Gene Ontology annotation, molecular function: dipeptidase activity. The record is from RefSeq and is a predicted model, not a curated record. NCBI's taxonomy places the organism in Eukaryota, Metazoa, Chordata, Mammalia, Rodentia, Muridae. Bases 329 to 1624 code for a protein of 431 amino acids.